Harpegnathos saltator (Jerdon's jumping ant) is the source of this 2070-nucleotide messenger RNA. RefSeq lists its product as uncharacterized. The record is from RefSeq and is a predicted model, not a curated record. The coding region runs from base 421 to 1209 and encodes 262 amino acids. The transcript has 3 exons. NCBI's taxonomy places the organism in Eukaryota, Metazoa, Arthropoda, Insecta, Hymenoptera, Formicidae.
CGUUGCAGCUGCUUAGGCCGCAGUGCGGCUCAGUUGAUCCAGCAACAGUUGCCGGUGCGCGGCGAGGGGAAAGAUAAUGCGCUGCUAUUCGUUGUUUUAUCUCGCCGGAUUUACGUCUCGCCGCACGCUGCCAACAGUUGCUAGGUCGAGUGGGUCGCGUUGUGGCCUGAGUAGUUGCAACGCUUCUCCAAUCAUCUAUGUCGGCGCGCUCCCAUUCCUCAGAUUUCUGUCAUUAAUAACUCGAUAAUUAUUGCGAAUCUCGCAAAAUGGUAUGGGACUUUUAUGUUUGUUUUAACCCAAUCUACCUUCACAUUUCGGAUUGUAAACUUAUAACCCCCUACCCUGUAUAAUUUCUUAUUUAUAAUAGAAUAUGUACUCCUUUAUUUCCUUUUGGAAACAACAAGUGAAUGAUACAAGUGAAUGAUAUCACGACAAUUAUCUGUGAGUUCCAAUAACGACAAAUGUGCCACUACUGCUGAAGAUAUGUCGGAAGAUAGUGAUGAAAGUGUUAACGACUCAAAUUUACCUGACAAUCCAGGAGAUAGUGCUAAUGCAAAUACCAGUACGGAUGACAGCUCUGUAGUUCAUAGAGCAGACUCUGAUACUGUAUCGAUAUCAGAUGAUUCAAACAGUUCGAGUAGAAACGAAAGACGAAGCGUGUUUGAUAUUCUAGAUAAUAAUGAUGUAUCUAAUUUAGAUGAAAUGUUUCAAGACUAUGAAGAAUGUUUCGAGUUUGCAGGAAAAGCAGAUUUUGUUUCAGCAGAGAGCAAUGAUCAGGAACAAGUUCCAUUAUAUGAACGAUCGAAUAUAUCCAAGAUAGAAAGUGAACUUCUCAUAUUAAACUUUGCGAUACGACACAAUCUGACUAAUGUUGCUAUUGAAGACCUCAUCGCUUUGAUAAAUUGUCACUUACCAUACUCGGUAUACCAUACGAAGCACAUAUUUAUGAAGAAAUAUGAUACUCCAGCGUCAAUAUGUAACUGCUAUUAUUGUCCAGAGUGUUAUAUAAAGUUUAAAACACUUGUUGCGGAUAAUAAACCGGAAGAAAACUUUGUUUGUCGAGAAUGUCAAUGUAGAUAUAACAAAUAUGCAUUGGAAAAAAAUAGGAACUAUUUCCUAUAUUUGCCUUUGGAGCAGCAGUUGCGCGACUUUGUGAAUAGCAAAAGUAUACUAUGCUUCAAAGAGAAAACGAUAAUUAUUCUGAUAUAACUUCCGGAAAGUUUUAUACAUUUUUAAAAGAUAUAGGGAUAAUUCAAUUACAUGAUAUCACGCUGCAAAUUAGUACUGACGACGUUCAAGUGUUUCGUUCAUCGUCUGUAUCUAUGUGGCCUAUAUAAGCGAUGGUGAAUGAAUUGCCGUACAGAGAAAGGAGAAAAAAUAUGAUGUUAUGUAGCUGUGGUAUGGUAAAGAAAAACCUGAUAUGAAUUUAUUUUUAUCUUUACUCGUUAAAGAAUUGACCUCCAUGCAUGAAAUAGGUAUUACGUAACGUAGGCGUAACGUGCUUGGUGAAGAAGAAAUUCGUAUUAGAGUACAUACAAUCGCGUCUCCUGUAGAUUCUGUCGCGCGACCUUUGUUACGAAAUAUAAAACAAUAUAACGGGAGCUUCGGAUGCAGUUUUUGCUUGCAUGAAGGUAUACAAGUUGAAAUUGGUAGAGGAAUGACAAGAAUAUAUCCCGGUUGCGUACAGGAACUGCAUACAUCGCGCCAACAUGAAGUUGAUUGUGAAAUUGCUAUGCAAACUCGAACUGUAUCUCACGGUGUGAAAGGGCAAUCGAUUUUAAUGCUCUUACCAGUUUUUAACAUUACGUUUUCGUUUACACCUGAUUACCUUCAUACUGUUUUACUGGGAGUGUGUAAAACUUUUACGGAUGCCUGGUUUAAUUCGUCAAAUCACGAAAAAAUCUGGUAUAUAGGAAACAAAAUAAAGCUUAUUGAUGAAAAACUUCUGCAAAUAAAGCCACCGUGUGAGAUUACUUGAACGUCCAGAUCUAUCAAUGAAAGAAAUUUAUGGAAAGCAUCAGAAUGGAAGCAUUUCUUACUUUACUACUCUCUUAUUUGUUUACAAAAUGU